Frieseomelitta varia is the source of this 1904-nucleotide messenger RNA. Its product is annotated as probable tRNA (uracil-O(2)-)-methyltransferase. The record is from RefSeq and is a predicted model, not a curated record. Gene Ontology annotation, molecular function: tRNA (uridine) methyltransferase activity; metal ion binding. Lineage: Eukaryota; Metazoa; Arthropoda; Insecta; Hymenoptera; Apidae. The transcript is spliced from 2 exons. Bases 16 to 1863 code for a protein of 615 amino acids. Gene Ontology annotation, biological process: tRNA methylation.
UGUAUCGUAUAAAAUAUGGAUUUCAAGACCAUAAUACGCGAUCAAAGCGGGAUCAACGCACUGCAAUUUUUCAAAGCUGUCGGUAUAUGGCGUCGCAAUCCUCAAACUGUAAACCGUAGGAUUCUUGCAUCAAUCGAAGUACUGAACGUUGAAGUUUACUGCGACAUUUCUCAAGUUUUUCAGCAUAUCAAUACCUUGGACGUUUCAACUUUAGGUACGGAUUGUCAAAAGGAUAACAUUGAUAACGUAAAAUUAUUGGAUGUACUACGCACUUUCGAUCAGCAGAUGGCUGUUACAACAGCCAGCCGAAAGAUCCACGUGUACGUGGUAAAACAAUUACCACGUACGCCACACAUAUUUUCCACUGGUGUCGAAUUUUUUUUAUCGUGUGUCGAAGAAAGUUGCGUAAUAAAUGUCCACAAACCCUUUUCCUCAUAUAAACAACCUCUUGGUGCUAGAAUGGCAUUUAUGUUACAACAAGGAGGAGACGGUUUCACAUCCAUUAGUGUCUAUCAACCGAAUAACGUUAUGUCCGAUUUCAGCAUUGAAUGGUUAAAGCAAAAACUGUUCCCAUGUAUCCUGAAGUGGGCGGUAAGCAGUGACUGUAAAAGGACAUCGAUCCCGUUGUCUUCGUUAAAUCUCGUAUCGGCUGAAAAAUAUGCAGAACUGUAUUGCAAAUUGAAAGAGAAAUAUGGCAAAAAAUUGAUAGAGAACUGGCCAGAAAAUACUGAUCCAAUGAAAUUUGUUUACGAAGACAUCGCAAUCGCUGCCUACUUGUUGCUGUUGUGGGAGAAGGAGAGAGUCGAGACGGGGACUAGUAAUUUACAAUCGUUUAUCGAUCUGGGAUGCGGUAAUGGUUUACUCGUGCAUGUUUUAUUCAACGAAGGUCACCGUGGAUUAGGAAUUGAUUUACGAAGGAGGAAAAUAUGGGACAUGUACCCACCUGAAACUCCAUUGCAAGUUUGUACUGUUGUUCCAUCUUCUUCGACGGUAUAUCCAGAAGUGGACUGGAUCAUAGGAAAUCAUUCAGACGAAUUGACACCGUGGAUUCCGAUAAUUGCUGCGCGUAGCUCCAACAAUUGUCGUUUCUUUUUAUUGCCUUGUUGUCCAUACGAGCUGAAUGGCGCAAAGUAUCAGAGAUAUUGUGCCUCGAAAAGUCAAUAUUCUGAGUACAUUGAUUACGUGAAAAACAUAUGUUUCCAAUGUGGUUUCACGACGCAUCUUGAUAAAUUAAGAAUUCCCUCUACAAAACGAACAUGUCUGAUUGGAUGGGAAAGAACACACGAAGAGAUUGAAACUCGAGAAGAUCGUAUUCAACAAAUGUUAAGCGCAAAGACAACUCUGACUCUACAAAAAUACCAAUCGAGCGAUGAAACAAUCGAAGCAGCUGAAGCAAUUGAAGAGUGGACUUGCGACUUCAAGCCACGGGACAAAGUGGAAAAAGUACGGAACUGUACGCAAUUGGACAAAACGCUAAUUGCGAAUAUCGUUGAUAUCGUAUCGAAUCAGUUACUCCAUGAAGGUCACGCCAUAACCACCGAAGAGACACCCAAGAAACUUUGGAACGCUGGCAGACGUCUCGAAUUGCGUAAAGUCGCUGAAUCAAUUCCUAGAGAAACCAUGAUACAUUUACGGAAAGAAUGCGGGGGUCUUCAAACCUUACUGAAAAAUCACAAUCAUAUAUUUCGCGUUGUUCAAGGAAGAGUAGAAUUCAGAGUACCUGGAGCAGCAGAAAGGAUUAACGAAAAACCGAAGAAAAACAAGUUAUCGUUGCCACGGGUGAAGACUAAACCUUGCUGGUUUUAUAAAAAUCAUCCAGACGGUUGCCCCGUAACUGAAACAAAAUGUAAUUACAAACAUUAAUACAUCAGUUCGUUCGUACACCAGAUCGGCAAAGAGCAAUU